Messenger RNA from Bipolaris sorokiniana ND90Pr, 1430 nucleotides. RefSeq lists its product as uncharacterized. The coding region runs from base 360 to 1145 and encodes 261 amino acids. Gene Ontology annotation, biological process: proteolysis. The record is from RefSeq and is a predicted model, not a curated record. NCBI's taxonomy places the organism in Eukaryota, Fungi, Ascomycota, Dothideomycetes, Pleosporales, Pleosporaceae. The transcript has 2 exons. Gene Ontology annotation, molecular function: serine-type endopeptidase activity.
CGCGUAGAUAAGACAGCUGCUAGGCUCGGGGUAAUUGGUCCCCACUACUUGAUCUAAGGCACACGACGGACUACAGGUUAAGACUUUGCCAAGCCAUAAUAGGUCCCAAACUGGAAGGACAAAUCAUACUCCUAGCAGAUCAGUCUUGGUUUACCCUAAAGCACGCCAGGACAAGGUCGGCCUUCUAGCAUCUACACAACCAUUGGAGUGUCAAUGACUGACGACGACGUUCACUAUAAGUAUCCAGCAAUCUGCCCUCUGUAAUCAUCAUCAGCCAGCUCAUCCAGUCGCUUGUCUCUUCAAAUCAUUCCAUCGCUUCUCUCCAACAGUCGCUGCCUUUGCAAAGCCCAUCAUUCACCAUGCGUUUCCAGUCUAUGAUCGCUGCUGCGCUUCCUGCGCUCGUCCUUGCCGCUCCUACUCCCCAGUGGGAGGAAGCUCCUGAGGAGUCCAUUGUUGGUGGAACCACCGCUGCUGCCGGCGAGUACCCCUUCAUCGUCUCUAUCCAGCUCAAUGGUCGCCACAACUGCGGUGGUACCCUCAUCAACGGCAACACCGUUGUCACUGCUGCCCACUGCUCCGUCAGCAGCGCCAUUGGCGGCUCCAUCAACAACGUCGCCGUUCGUGUUGGCUCUUUGAGCUCCAACUCUGGUGGCCAAGUCAUCCGCGUCUCCAGGAUCGUCAUCCACCCCAGCUACGCCGCUGGCACCUCCGACAACGACAUUGCCAUCUGGAAGCUCUCCAGCUCCGUCACCGCCGGUGGCAACAUUGGCUUUGCUUCCCUCGCCGCUUCUGGCUCUGACCCCGCCAGUGGAUCCACCGUCUCCGUUGCUGGAUGGGGAGCUACCAGUCAGAAUGGCAGCGGCUCGGUCGCUCUCCUCAAGGUCAGCGUCCCCAUUGUUGCCCGCAGCACCUGCGUGGCCAACUACAACGCCGUCAGACUCACCGUCACCAACAACAUGGUUUGCGCCGGUCUCGCUGCUGGUGGCCGCGACUCUUGCCAGGGUGACUCUGGCGGCCCUCUCGUCGAUGCCAACAAGACCCUCGUCGGUGUCGUCUCCUGGGGAAGCGGCUGCGCUCGCCCCAACCUCCCCGGUGUCUACUCCCGCGUCGGCACCCUCCGCAGCUUCAUCGACCAGAACGCUUAAGCGCAUACAUCUUGCGGCAUUGGGCAGGGGAAUACAUGAAAGCGAGUUGGAUAUGAUUUGGAAAUGGUCGACUUUGGAUAUGAAAAGAGCAACGGCUUUUUAUGAGUAUGGUAUGGGGGAGGCCCUGAAGGGGGGAGGGAAACGGAGAUGAUGGAUUUUGCUUUUCUUACUUUACCUCUUCUCCCUCCUUAAUUUCGGUGACGGCAUCUUGUAAAUAGGUCUAGCCUCCCACGAUUAUUUUUUGUCUGUAUCUUAUUUUUUUCCUUUAUGUAGCUAGGAAAUCGC